AUGUCUUUCGAGUACGACUGUAUUAUUGUCGGCGCUGGCUACGCAGGACUCUCAGCAGCUAAGACUCUAUCUGAGCGUGGCAAGUCUGUCCUCGUACUCGAGGCACGCGAUCGUGUUGGCGGACGAGCCUGGACCAAAUACCACGAGGAUGGUGUCUACGAAGACUACGGUGGGAUGUUCCUCGGCGUGCAACAACCCAACAUGUACCGGCUCGCGUCGGAAUAUGAUAUCCGCACCUACAACGUCGGACUGAAAGGCAAAAGUGUGCUUCACUAUCGGGGGCAGUGCAAGCUCUAUUCAUCUGCGUUUCUACCUCCGUUGUCACUUCUCCCCCUUUUUGAUGCGUGGAGAGCAGUUCGGGCUCUUGAGAAUCUCUCCAAAACCGUGAACCUAGACGAGCCUUGGAAGACUCCCGGUGCCAAGGAGCUUGACGGCCGCACGGUGGCGGAAUGGAUUCGAUCGAUCUGUUGGUCCAAGGCUGGUAGGGACGUCGUAAGCUUGCCGUUCAAACUUCUCUGGGGUCUUGACCUGGCCCAAGUGAGCCUGCUGCACGCUGCGUGGUACUGCAAAUCUGGCGUCAGUCUGACUGUGCUAUCCACCAUUGAGCAGGGGGCGCAGAUGCAACUCAUGGUUGGUGGCGGCCAGUCGAUUGCCAAUGGAAUUCACAAGCAACUUGGAGGUGCAGUUCGUCUCAACGAGCCUGUUAUUCAGCUCGAUCGACGCAACACUAAUCAAGUCCAAGUCAAGACCACGAAGCACACUUAUUCCUGCAAGAGAGUCAUUUUCGCCAUCCCGCAGCAACAUAUUUUACAAGUGGACUUCUUUCCUGCAUUACCACCACAGAAAAUCAAACUACUCCAGAACAUGCCAAUGGGACAGUAUUGGAAAAUAAUUGCGAUGUAUCCCACGCCUUUCUGGCGGGAACAGGGGCUCCGUGGAGAAGUUGUUAGCCCCGACGGAUUUAUGGGUCUCAUUAGCGAUGUGUCUCCCGUCGAUGGGCGUUGCGGCAUGCUCGUGGCAUUUGUAGCGGCUUCCAAGGCCAUGGCUCUUCUCGACAUGGAGAAAGAGGACAGGGAGCGCCACAUCCUGAAAGAGUUGGAGACGUGCUACGGGAAAGAGGCCAGCAAUCCUACCAAACUCACCUUGCACACGAUGAUGGAAGAGAAGUGGUCGGCUGGAUGUCCUGUUGCGGCGCCUGCUCCGGGGUGCUGGGUGACCAUGGGACACUGGAUGCGAAAGCCGAUUGAUCGAGUUUAUUGGGCGGGAACCGAAACAGCGACGAACUGGAGCGGAUAUAUGGAGGGUGCUGUGAACUCUGGGAUUCGGGCAGCAAACGAGGUCUUGGAAGCUUUGGAAACAGAAAAUUCACCCGGAAGCCCUUCAAGCAAUAUUUGGUAUGGAGAAUUAGGGAUAAUGGAAAGCUAG
This is a messenger RNA of Aspergillus tanneri, 1425 nucleotides long. Its product is annotated as flavin monoamine oxidase family protein. Gene Ontology annotation, molecular function: oxidoreductase activity. The record is from RefSeq and is a predicted model, not a curated record. The transcript has a single exon. NCBI's taxonomy places the organism in Eukaryota, Fungi, Ascomycota, Eurotiomycetes, Eurotiales, Aspergillaceae. The coding region runs from base 1 to 1425 and encodes 474 amino acids.